This is a messenger RNA of Kluyveromyces marxianus DMKU3-1042, 2337 nucleotides long. RefSeq names its product Pet111p (gene PET111). The record is from RefSeq and is a predicted model, not a curated record. Lineage: Eukaryota; Fungi; Ascomycota; Saccharomycetes; Saccharomycetales; Saccharomycetaceae. The transcript has a single exon. The coding region runs from base 1 to 2337 and encodes 778 amino acids.
AUGUCGCUGUUGGGAAUCUCAUUGAAGGUUCCCAGACUUUAUAAUAGAAUAUCAAUACGACAGGGACCGAACAUUUGCCUGGGUUGUAUAGAAAAUAUAAGAUCCUUUACUACGCGGAUCCGAGUAAUCGCAUCAGAAGACACAGUUAAUAGUAGUAAAGACGUUAGGAGUCAAGAAAUUGCUGGUUGGAUAAAACAAUCGCUAUUUGAACAUAACCCAAUACAAAAAUCUUCUCAAUGUGGUUCUUCAGGUAACCCCACAAAGACAACCAAUACUGUUGACAAAAAACAGUGGGAGAAAAAGUGGAAAGUAAGGUUUCAGAAUGGAAGGAUACAGUGUGUUAACGAUGUAAUAAUACUCAAAAAAAAGGGACUAGCACUUUUUACAACAUCCCAGUUGUUAGUCCUGCUAACUAGUUUAUCAAAAUUACAAUUAUUCUAUGAUAUUGAUAGAGUAUACCAAGUAUAUCGAUCUGAACUGGAAAAUGCAGAAACCUCCAUGAAUGACAAGCAAGAGUUAUUUGAGCUUUUGAAGAUAAUGAUCCUAACGGAAUCACGUUUGCAUAAUUACGAUGUGGUAGCGUUGUUUUUUCGGAAGUAUAUCAAGCAACCAAAUUUACAUCCCACAUAUAUUAAUAUGGGUCUUAAAGCACUACUCGAAAAUAAUGAUUUCAUAACAGCGAGACAAUUCUUUGAGCACAUGCUCAAUAAUCAGGAUGUAUUCCCAGUAACACACCGAACAUUACAAAUACUUCUAACCUAUAUCAACCAUUCAGAUGAUCUAUUAGCAUUGAAGACUGUCUUCGAAUCAUGGUUACAGAAAGGACCUUCUCUUCCAAAUAAGGACAGCAUUUCUCUUGUACAUAAACAGUUCCUUAAAUUUGAUGAAGAGAAUUCGAAUAAAUACUGGAGACUAUUAUUGUCACAUCCUAGAUUGCAGGAAACCAAGUAUGAAAAAAGCGAUCGAUACGCUAUACUAGAGUUGAUGCGUAAAUUCAAGAAUAAUUUGGCUGGUAUGGAAGAGGUGAACACCUUGUUGAAAAAUAUCAGUCCUGAGGAGAAAUCAUAUUUAUAUUGGCAAGUAUUAGAUCGAUAUGUGGAGCAAGAUAACUAUGAAAUGUUAAAGUUAACCAUGGACCAAAUAAAGGAUGAUCCUGAAGUCACUGUGGAUCAACAUCACCAUGCAAGCAUGUUAAAGUAUUUUGCUAAAACAGGUUCACUAGGUGAUUUUAUUAAUUAUGUGAAAAUGGUUCGGCAAAGUUCUCCUGAAAGCUUAACUUUUAACCCAUUCCUAUUCUUCCAGCUUUGGGAGUGUGCCUUCCAGGCACAUCCUGUACUCCGAGAAAACAUGGAGAAGAAGAUGAAAAAAUUGUGUAAUCAUGAAUGGUACAAAAGAACUUACCCAUGGCUUGUAAAAUCUGUGGAAUCGCAAGUUUUCAAGCGAACUGAAACUACUUCUGGUGAUGAUACUUUUUCAAGACAGAAUGAAAAACGGGUUGACACCAAGCUUUUAAAGCGAUUACAAAAUAUUUUGAGAGGACGUCGGUAUCGUCGUGCAAAGUCGAUAAUAUUAGAUCAAGCUAGAUUGGGCAUACGGCCUAAUUUCCCUUUCUAUUAUACGUUAAAGAAAUUCUGUGUCAAUAACGGGCAUCUGCCGAUGAGUAAUAUGUUGGACAACACCCUUAGAAGCACCUAUAGAAUAAUUCCGGUCAAGGUAUCAAUUUUGAAUUUGCGGCAUAAUCUAUACAGGUUGGCAUAUCAGCUGCGGAAAACAAAUCAGAGCAUAGAAGUGGUAAGACAGUCGAGCUUGAAGCUUAUUGAUAGUUUUGUCAAACAUCAUUCAGAAAAACUCAAUUUCCAAAACUAUUUACAACUUGGUAUGCUUGCAUCUAGAUAUCAGGGUCGCUAUCUAUGUGACAAAAUGUACUCCAAGGCAAUCCAGUGUCGGGAUCCAUCGGAUGCGCGAGCCACAUACAUGUUAUACCGAUCAUUAUUAGCAUACUUCGUGAGAUCGGAGGAGCCAAAAAAGUAUCUUUCCACUCUACGGAAACUUAAUAAGGAACCGCACGUCAUAUUAACCAAAUAUUUAUUGAACACAGUAAAAUACAACAUUGCUUACUUUGACAGGAAAAGUAGUGAUAAUACAGAUGCAAUGUUGAUAGAAUUCGUUAAACUACGCGAGAGAUAUGCAUUCAUUAAACUUGAAGGGCUUGAUGCCAUCAAGGAAUUAAUGACCUUUUUGAAAGCAUGGUUAAGUCAUGAAUCUCUUAAACAGAAGAAGUUAACUCACCGGAAACAGCUAGAAUUGAGAAAGCGCUCCAAAACUCCUUCUUCCUAA